Ilex paraguariensis (yerba mate) is the source of this 487-nucleotide messenger RNA. The record is from the annotation of a GenBank genome assembly. NCBI's taxonomy places the organism in Eukaryota, Viridiplantae, Streptophyta, Magnoliopsida, Aquifoliales, Aquifoliaceae.
AUGCUCGAGAGUUUGAGGGGUUUGUCGAAGAAGCUCUACGAGCAGGUUGAGCUAACUUCUUCUUUUAGGCUGAGGAGCCAAGCCGAGCUGACUAGCUUUAUAGUUGAGGAGUCUCCUAAGGAGUUUAUGAUGGAGUCAGGUAUUGCAACGAUUGAUGAGCGAGGCAAUAUCUUAGUUGAAGAGUUAAGUCAUACUUUGAGUGAAGACCCAUGUCAUACCUUGGCUGAAGAGUCAGUUGAAGAGCUAGGUCGUUCCUUGGUUGUAGAGUCAGGUCGUUCCUUGGUUGUAGAGUCAGGUCAUUCCUUGGUUGAAGAGUCAGGUCAUUCCAUGGCUGAAGAGUCAAGUCGUUCCUUCGCUGAGGAGGCAGGUGAUUUCUUGGUUGAAGAGCCAAGUCAGGCUGAAAAGCCAGGUCGUUCCUUGGCUGAGGAGCCAAGUCAUUCCUUGGCUGAAGAGCCAGGUCGGGCUGAAGAACUAGGUCGACUGAAGA